AUGGGAGGAGCUAAUCUCAUUCCGAUUUACUACCUCAGCAAGACACUGAAAGAUGCAAAACUGCGAUACAUUCCCGCCGAGAAAGCAUGCUUGCCAUUAAUUCUAGCGGCGCAGAAAAUACGCCACUAUCUCCUGAAACAUAAAUGUUAUGUAGUAGCAGCGGCUAACCCAAUUGUCUACUUGACAACCAAGCCAAUCCAAUCAGGCAAACUUGCAUGUUGGUCGAUGCAGCUGUUGGAAUUCGAUUUCACACCAAUACGACCUCAAGGGGUUUGGGGUCAAGCGAUCGCAGACUUACUUGCGGAACUUCCAGGAUCAGAUACUUCUGAAAUACACACUGACCUGCCAGGCGAAAUCGCUUCGGCGGAAGAAACACCGCCCCAGAAAUGGAAGAUAUCUUUUGAUGGAUCCUCUUAUGGAAGUAACGGGGGCGCUGGAAUAAUCUUUGAAUCCCUUGAAGGCAACAUCAAACCGUACGCUUACAAGCUCGACUACCCAUGCACCAAUAACGCUGCUGAAUACGAGAGUUUCCUCAUUAGGAUGCAGAUGGCGCUGGAAAUGGGAAUUAAGGACUUGGAGGUUACGGGCGAUUCAAGACUCCUUGUAAAUAAAAUGGAAGGCGACUUUCGCAUGAAAGAACCAACACUAGCAGUUUAUCGAGAUAAAGCUCAAAGGCUAAUGCGACGUUUCGACCGCAUUGCCAUAGAACACAUGGGACGCCUGGUAAACAAGCAUGCAGAAGCAUUAGCAACAAUGGCAUCAAAGCUGCAAAUGUCGCAAGGGGAUAGAGAGGUCAUCACCAUCAUCAAGAAAACUUCACCCAUGGCCCUGAAAGAAAGAGAUGCUAUGGAAGAACUGGACUGGCGCCGUGUGAUAAUAGCAGAUCUAAAACGCCCGCCGGAAGAAAGACAAUUAUCGUGGAAAACGCUAAAGGCUUAUACGCUUCUAGAAAGAGAUUUGUACUUCAUCACAACGGGGGACGGAUUGUGCCGUUUCCUUGGACCAAAUGAAAUUAAAGAGAAGCUGGAGGAAAUACACGCUUAA
Papaver somniferum (opium poppy) is the source of this 1044-nucleotide messenger RNA. RefSeq lists its product as uncharacterized. Gene Ontology annotation, molecular function: nucleic acid binding; RNA-DNA hybrid ribonuclease activity. The record is from RefSeq and is a predicted model, not a curated record. Bases 1 to 1044 code for a protein of 347 amino acids. Lineage: Eukaryota; Viridiplantae; Streptophyta; Magnoliopsida; Ranunculales; Papaveraceae. The transcript has a single exon.